AUGGCCGCCUUAGCUGCUCCAGGUCCUCACAUGACACAUGGGCACCACUUCCAGGCCUACCCAUCCGUCAGUAUGGGGCCCAUAUGGGGAUUCAAGGCUCCUUCACCUAUGUCUUCAACCUCCGCCUCAGGAAACGCCUCGCCCACACACGACGUCCAUGGGCAGCAAGAAAAGCUCUCAGAAACAAACUUGUACAUCCGAGGUCUCAGCGCUGAGACAAAGGACGAGGAUCUCCACACGAUGUGCGAGCGCUUCGGCAAAAUCGUUUCCACGAAGGCAAUAGUCGACAACGAAAACGGCAAGUGCAAAGGAUACGGCUUCGUUGACUUCGAAGACCCAGAAAAUGCACGCGUCGCUAAAGAAACCUUGGCAGAAGAUGGUAUACAGAUUCAGUUUGCCAAGAAACAAGAAGAAGAUCCGACAAAUAUCUACUUCUCAAACUUGCCAGAGUGGAUCUCCGACAAAUCCCUUCGCGACAUGCUCGAACCUUAUGGCGAAGUCAUCUCCACUCGAAUCCUCCGCCACCCUGGCUCGCCAGGAUCAACUGAAGGCCGCUCUAAGGGCGUCGGCUUCGCCCGCAUGCACGGCAAAGAACAGUGCGAAAAAGUCAUCGGCAAAUUCAACGGGCACCCGCUCACCGACCCAAAGAAUCCAACCAAGCCGUCGGGGAAGCCACUCCUCGUCAAGUUCGCUGACGGCGGCCAGAAGAAAAAGAAGAACCACCAGUUGAACAUCACAACCACUUUCCGCCGCGACGAGAUGCCAAUGGCGAUGGAACAUUUCCUCCCCGGUUUCGCCCUUCCGGCUGGCAUGCCCAUGCAUGCUCCUUACCUCAACAUGCCAGUGGGCCCCUACCAGUACCCGCACAAUGCCUUCCCCGCCCCUUUCCAACUCCCAGUCCCCGGCGACGUUCUCCCCCAGGGUUACCCGAUGGGCUACGCGAUGCACAACCCCUACCAACCCAUGGACAUGAGCCCUCCAAUGGACACCUCGGUGGACACGACCAAUUCCAGCAUGGACGAUUCCGUCCAAUCCGUCGUCCCCCAGCAAGCCACCCUCCAGCCACCCGUCAUGAGCGUCCCCAGCUCAAUCCCGCCGAUCUACUACCAACAAGUAGCAUAG
This is a messenger RNA of Oikopleura dioica, 1122 nucleotides long. NCBI's taxonomy places the organism in Eukaryota, Metazoa, Chordata, Appendicularia, Copelata, Oikopleuridae. The record is from the annotation of a GenBank genome assembly.